CGUUACACAGUGCACUUCCGGAAAGAAAUGGCAUCUUUGGAUAGGGUGAAAGUGUUGGUCUUGGGAGAUUCUGGAGUAGGGAAGUCCUCUCUUGUACAUUUACUUUGCCAGAAUCAAGUUUUGGGGAAUCCUUCAUGGACUGUUGGCUGCUCAGUGGAUGUCAGGGUACAUGACUACAGAGAAGGCACUCCAGACGAGAAGACGUACUACACUGAACUCUGGGACGUUGGAGGAUCUGUUGGCAGCGCCAGCAGUGUUAAAAGCUCUAGAGCUGUCUUUUACAAUUCUGUAAAUGGUAUUAUUUUAGUUCAUGAUCUCACCAACAAGAAAUCCUCCCAGAAUCUGUACCGCUGGUCACUGGAAGCACUGAGCAAAGACUCCUCUCCAACUGGCAUCAUUGUAACAAAUGGAGAUUAUGAUAGAGAACAGUUUGCUGAGAACUCAGUUCCUCUCCUGCUAAUUGGCACCAAAUUUGAUCAGAUCCCGGAAAACAAGAGGAACGAUGUCCUGACCCGCACUGCCUUUCUUUCGGAAGACUUUAAUGCGGAAGAGAUUAACCUUGAUUGUACAAAUCCACGGUAUCUUGCAGCCGGAUCAUCAAAUGCUGUUAAAUUGAGCCGUUUUUUUGACAAGGUAAUAGAGAAGAGAUACUUCACAAGAGACGCUAGCCAAAUGCAGAGUUUCACAGACAGGAGGCGCUUUAAUUUCAAGAGUCUGCACAGUGAUUGAGUGUACACUUUAGAUUGGUGGGUUUAGUCCUGUUUGUAAUCUGAAUUAUCAUAUGAAUAUUCUUCUGCCAUCAUGUUGUUCUGCAAAGACCAAUUAGUUUGAGGGAAUGUUUUUUUUUUUUUUUUUUUUUUUUGCAAAAAAUAAAAUAAAAUAAAAAAAUAACAUUAACAUCCAGUUUACCAUGACAGAAAUAUUUAUGUGGAUUGAUCACCUGUAUCUCUUAUUCUGAGAUUGUCUGUAUUUCCAUAUGUUAUGUUAAAUAGCAAUUUUAAAUCCAUUUGAGGAUAGGUGGACUGAUAUGUCUUUCUCAACACGAUAAUCCUAAAUUGGAAAUAUUCUAUUUUUUUCCCCCUUCUCAUGUUUACUGUUUGUACUAAUGAGGUGACAUGGGCCCUUGUUUUCUUUGGUAAAAGGCAAUCUAGUAUCAUCUAAGUUGAGAUGGCGGAGUUUUUUGUUUUGCUUUUUAAUUUAAUGAACCAUUUCUACUUAAUCUUUAGGAUCAUCUGAAAGGAAAACAAGUAAUUAUAGAUUUACAGUUUUUAAUGUUGAUCAUUGUAAAUUUAAAAAUAAUAAGCCUUUGCUAUAUUAGCAAGCUGUUAAUACUGUGCAUGUACAGAACUCUUUACUUGAGACAACAUUAAAUAAAGAUGCAUUUGAAUAAA
This is a messenger RNA of Pimephales promelas (fathead minnow), 1391 nucleotides long. RefSeq names its product RAB, member of RAS oncogene family-like 3 (gene rabl3). Lineage: Eukaryota; Metazoa; Chordata; Actinopteri; Cypriniformes; Leuciscidae. The record is from RefSeq and is a predicted model, not a curated record.